CACAGUCAGUGGGGCAAAGUAGGAAACCUCUGUUUCGCCUGUUCUAAUAGUUUUUUUCUUAACCUGUUCAUCUUAUAAUACGUACGAAAUAAUCAACCUCAACCGUAUUUUUACCAAUUAAGUACUCAACACUACUCGAGUGAUAUAUCAUAAACCACAAAUGAAACGGUAUCCUUCGUUUCAAGAAAAAUAUCGAAGCGGGUGUCUCUUUUCACCGCUACGAAGUUGCUAGGCGCUGUUUGUUUUUGUUCCCGAACUGAAAGGACUGAACUUUUUGAAAAAGUUUUCUCGGUUUGACGUUAAUAGCUUUAAUACUCUCCCUACAUCAGCUUAACCUGGAGAACAUUCCGUCCGUUGUCCAGUGUCGUCCUCCUUUGCCCAGGACGGAUACACGCAAGUUUAAAGUUGUCGGAAAGCAGACAUGACAUAUCGAGUAGUGUGGCUGGCUGGCUAACGUUAGCCAGCUAGGGUAAUUAGCUUAGCCACCUAGCUAGAAGCCUUUUUAGUGAGUCAUGUUCUGUCAGAUGGCUUCAGUGUGUCGCCUCAGUUGGCGAGAAAUCAGAUUAUGAACAGAAAACUUCGUAAAUGAAGGUUUAACGGCGCUUGGUCAUGUUUAGACCCUUAAACUGAAUAGCCAGGUUAAAUUAGUUUAAAUAAACAGCUGGCUAAGUUACCCGAAACACCUCACUUUACAGAGAGACUAGGUUAUGGUGGUCUCUCCGAAGAUGGAGCAGUAUCAUGUAUUGGAGAUGAUAGGAGAAGGGUCAUUCGGGCGAGUGUACAAAGGUCGCAGAAAGUUCAGUGGACAGGUCGUAGCUCUCAAGUUCAUCCCCAAAGUUGGGCGCUCGGACAAAGAGUUGCGGAGCUUGAAGAGAGAGAUUGAGAUCAUGCGAGGCCUCAGGCAUCCCAAUAUAGUUCUGCUGCUGGACAGCUUUGAGACAGAGAGGGAGGUGGUGGUUGUGACAGAGUACGCAGAGGGCGAGCUGUUUCAGAUCCUCGAGGAUGAUGGCAGCUUACCUGAGAGCCAGGUGCGCGAGAUAGCUUGCCAGCUGGUAUCGGCCUUGUAUUACCUCCACUCUAAUCGUAUAUUACACCGCGACAUGAAACCACAGAACAUCCUUCUGGGCAAAGGAGGAGUAGUGAAGCUCUGUGACUUUGGAUUUGCACGUGCCAUGAGCGUGUCCACUCUGGUGUUGACGUCCAUCAAAGGCACCCCUCUGUACAUGUCUCCGGAGCUGGUGGAGGAGAAACCGUAUGACCACACGGCUGACCUGUGGUCCCUGGGCUGCAUCCUCUAUGAGCUCCACACGGGGGCGCCUCCGUUCUACACUAACUCCAUCUUCCACCUCGUUCAGCUUAUUGUCAAGGACCCUGUCAAGUGGCCAGAGAACAUGAGCGAGGGCUGCAUGAGUUUCCUGAAAGGUCUAUUAACUAAAGACCCCCAGAAGAGGCUGGCCUGGCCUGACCUGCUUAAGCAUCCUUAUGUAGCAGAUGGAGUCAUAGUGUUAUCAGACGAAGGGUCCAGCAGUCCCCUGACUGUAACGCCCAGUCCAGACGUACAGGCUUUAAAGCAACAGCAGGCCGUGGCGAAAUCAGUGCCCCGCAGUGGAGAGGGCAAGCUACUGCGCAGAGCCAAAGAGCAGCGAGAUAAGGGGCGCAGGAACAGACAGGACCUCACAGAGAACGGGAAGGCAGUUUGUAGCAGCCAGCCUCGCUCCAAAACUGCCCCGGCUGGAGAGGCCCCCACCAGCGGCCGUUCAUUGGGCAGCACCUUUACAGUGUGUCGAAAUUCAGCUCAUCCAGCAGCCAAUCAGCAUCAAGCAAAUGACAUUGGUGUUGCCAGGGUGCGCUCGGCUUCAUGUAAAGGCCCUAUCAGCAUGGACUAUGAGAGAGAGUUCCCUUCAGUGGAGGUGGGACCCAGACAGUUGUUGAGACGUUCUGGACCUGGACACUCCGGCCUGGCAUCUGUUAGGAUGGACAGUGAUGAGCAAGAUGCUGACAGCGAUGAAGAAUGGCAGCGAUUGGCUGAAGUGACAGAUUGGGCCAAUCAUAUGUCUGUCCCUGUGGACCCUCCCAUCCAUCAGAAGCUGAAGAGCAAGCUCCUCAGAUCCAAGGACCAGGCAAACUCAAACUACUCUAUCCUGAGAGAGACACUGGAAGAGCCGUCCAGCAUUGUUCACGUUUUAAAGAUCCUCAGUAACAUCACCCUGACCUCUGAUCCUGCUGAUUCCAGGAGAGUUUGUGAAGAGCUGGAGCUGCCACAGUUUUUAUUUAGUUUGAUUGAGGAGAUGCAUAGCAGUCCUGAAGUAAUGAAGAAGCCGUGGAGUGAGAGGAUCGUGGGAGAGCUGAUGGCUGUUCUUCUGACGAGCUGGGAGAAGAACCCUGAGUGGAUAAUAAAGGAGAAGAGAGCUGAGGAUCUAUGCCAGCUGUUCAUGUCAGUAUUCCUCCGUCCUGACCCAAACUGUUUGGCACCACUAGCAGCUGCCGUUGUUAGCCUUUUUGCCCACCAUGGAGUCUGUGUAAAAGUGCGGCUGGACAGACUGACGUCUCUUCUGGAUUGUCUACUGUCAGGCCCAGAGGAGUCUUAUCACCCCUUACCUGCUGGCUGGGGCAUGUGCGAUGGUGUCCUUGCAUUAAUUCUCUACUGUCUCACUGAGAGUGAAAGCUGUGCCCUCUCUGAUUGUCUGAACUUCGAACUUUGGUGCCACCUAUGGACUAAAGUUGGCACCACACUACAAAACACAACAUCCAAAACUGAAUCUCUCUCCACUACUGGUCUCUACAUCUUCUUGUCUCUUGCUCUGUUUGCCUUCUCCAAUGAGCCUUAUGACUGUGUGGCGCUUUUUUUUGACGACGACAAAAACCUCACUCGAACUCUGAGCCUUCUGUUGACUACUGACAGAAGCUCGACAGAGCUGAAAAGGGGUCUCUUGUGGGGCAGCUCUGAUAUGAGCAGCCUAUCCGUGAUGAGCUGCCACCUACUCUGCUUUCCGUUUGCUUUGGAACUGCCCCAAGAGAAAAUGACGGAAAUUCUCCACUCAUAUCAAAGCCUGAAUGUAGUGACAGGUUUAGUUCAGGUGAUACAGACCCUGCCUCUGGCUCUUUUGGAACUUCCUCUUUCUUUGUUAUGUCGUCUUUGCCUCUCCUCCCCUCAGGGUGCUGUUCCUAGCUUCACCAAGGCAGCUCGGGCCUCUGGCUUUCUCCCCCAGAGUGCAGAGGCAGAGCAAAUCCUAAAAUCAUCUAGCAGCCUAGGAAGAGUCUGGACCAUGGUAGAGGAGAUGGGGGUUUGUCUUAGGGUGUCAGAAGUCAAAGGUCAGUCUCCUGAGCCUGCAGUUAGGACAGCAAGUUCUCUGCUGUCCAUGCUGUUGCAGAGUGAUUCCUUAUGUGGAUGUGCCAUGCAGCUUCUCACCCUGCUGUCUCAGACGGCUUGUUGUCCAGCUGCCUUCGCUCUACCUGUAGACCCAGCCCUGCUGAGAAUAGCCCUCAGUCACUGUGACGACGGGGUCCGAGCUGCAGCCUGCAGUCUUCUUGCUCAACUAGAGCCACACUGGGGCCAUUAUUCCACCAAUGGAAUGAAGGCAAGCCCCAACUGGACCACAGAACCAGCCCUGUUCCAGGACCUUCUAAGCUGCCUGACUGACCCUGCGCCAUCUGUACGCAGAGUUGCUUGCAAGGCUGCAGAGAGGUGGCUAAGCCUGAUGGGACAGACAGAAUUCAAGGGUCUUCCCAAAAGAGACCAGCACUUGCAGGAAGGUCCCGGGACCAAAAAGAGGACAGCUUGUGUCCCGGCUGGAAAAGGCAGAGGUAAGAGGAGUGUGGAAGUAGAGGGGAUUAGACAAGGGGGAACAGGAGAUACUGGCUCUUCUUUAAGGCCUGUGGGCCCUUAUGUGGAGGGGGAGGAGUGGGUCAAGGUUGCCAUGGGAGCGGCUUGUCCCACAGUGUCUCUUCUCUCGGACUCCGACGCUGUCAUCCGCCGCCGUGCCUGUGUCAUCUUGGGCAACAUGGCUGUCGUGGGAGGAGGCGACAGGGCACUGAUUAGUGCAGACGCUCCUCGUCAGGUCUUGCGCGUCGCCCGCGGCGACUCCCAUCAUGCAGUGCGGCGUCAGGCCUUGGCCACCCUGUGUGCGUUUGGUCAUCUGGAGACAUUGCAGCAGGCUCUGAAGUCCAUUGAUGCUGGACUUAAACUCCACCACGCAUCCCAGGGUUCUUCACUUCCGCGCAAUUACAGAUGACCUGUCAGCCAACUGGAAGGGCUGAGUGGAGGCAAAACAUAACAUGGACUCAACAAGGGGAUGAAUUGUGUGGAAUUAUUAGUAUAAUGUUAGUGGAAUGUCUGAAGUGUGUUCCAGGGUGGAUGUCAUUCCGAAUGACCUUCAUUUCAAUGAAUGGGUCUGCACUGCACUCUUUUGUUUUGGGUUAUUUUUCCCUAGACCUGGACAUAGAUUAAGCCCAGAUUAACUCUUAAACUAAACAUUUUCCGUAACUAUGUAAUUUAGACCAAGACUAGAGACUAGAGCUGUUAAAGUACAGGUUUAGCAGUAACUGGUGUGGAGCUGUUUCUCACUUUUGCACAGAAUCUUGGAAGUCUUAGUAAAAGGCUACCUGGAAAAAAGCUGCAGACACUGAUAUAAAAUAGGCACAUUUCAGUACGAAUUAGUUUUUGGCUGUCCUGCCAGAUUUGUCUGAACACACUAUAAUUGUUCUGUAUUUCAUUUCAUUUUUUUAUGAUAUUGGAAUUUUUAAAAGCAAAUUUUUGUCCACUUUAAUUUAUUCAGACUGUGAAAAUAAAAUUUUGUAAAACUGUACACAUUCAAAUAAAUAAUACUUGGAAAGCA
Messenger RNA from Colossoma macropomum (tambaqui), 4835 nucleotides. It is a transcript of the gene stk36, whose product is annotated as serine/threonine kinase 36 (fused homolog, Drosophila). The record is from RefSeq and is a predicted model, not a curated record. Gene Ontology annotation, biological process: protein phosphorylation. The transcript has 21 exons. Bases 708 to 4232 code for a protein of 1174 amino acids. NCBI's taxonomy places the organism in Eukaryota, Metazoa, Chordata, Actinopteri, Characiformes, Serrasalmidae. Gene Ontology annotation, molecular function: protein kinase activity; ATP binding. Gene Ontology annotation, cellular component: cytoplasm.